GUUUCGACCUCCAUCUUGGACGCUUCAAACAUCUUUAAUAAUCUAUGGGGCCCAAGGCUAUACGGAAAAGGCCUCGUUUGCAGCAGAAAAGAUUACCAGAUAGCGGCAAAGGCUCUUUGAGCGGAAAUGAGCGUUGGGAACGUCUUCAAUUGGCUAAUAUUAUUGAUGAACGGAUGGGAUUUGAGAGAUUAGAAAUAGGAUCACCUAUAGAAGGAUGGCUUAUUAAUAUGCAUGAGACGGCAUUGCCAGAUGAUACACAGGGAGGAAAAGCAGCUAUGGCAUUUUAUUUUCUUAAGGAGGAUGGAGAAGGGUUUAAAGUGAUUUUACCAUUUGAACCGUAUUUUUUUAUUGCUUGCAGAGCGGGUAGUGAAAUUGAAGUGGAAAUCUAUUUACGUAAAAUGUUUAAUACAAUUGUUCGUAUUACACGUUGUAUGAAAGAGGAUCUUCAAAUGCCGAAUCAUUUGUCAGGAUAUCGUCGUUUAUUUUUGCAGUUAUUUUUUAAUAAUACAAUGGACCUUAUGAGUGUUCAAAAGGUGCUUGUACCAUUGGCGGAAGCAAAUAAAAAAAAGAUGGAUGUAUUGGAUGCUUUAAAUGAGGUUGUAACGACAACAACAGAUACAACAGCUUGCCCAGAAAUGUAUUAUUCAUCUUGUUCGGUUCGUUCAGAAGAUUAUAUUAUUGAUGCAAGGGAAUAUGAUGUACCUUAUAGCGUCCGUGUAGCAAUAGAUAAGGAUAUUCGUGUUGGAAAAUGGUACCAAGUAAAGCCUCAAGUGGGUACUGUAACUAUGGAAGUAAUUGAGGAUCGUAUUACUCGAGCAGAACCGGUGGUACUUGUUUUCGAUAUUGAGACGACGAAAUUACCUUUAAAAUUUCCAGAUUCAGCAAUUGAUCAGAUUAUGAUGAUUUCUUAUAUGAUUGAUGGUCAAGGAUUUUUGAUUACAAAUAGAGAUAUUGUCUCUUUAGAUAUAGAUAAUUUUGAAUAUACGCCUAAACCUGAAUAUGAGGGUCCUUUUUGGAUAUUUAAUGAACCUGAUGAAAAAAGUUUGAUUCAACGAUUUUUUAAUCAUAUUAGGGAUGCAAAACCUACUAUUAUUUCUACUUAUAAUGGUGAUUUUUUUGAUUGGCCUUUUAUCGAAGCAAGAAGUGCUAUAUAUGGGUUGAAUAUGUAUGAUGAGAUAGGAUUUUCGAAAAAUAAGAAUGAUGAAUAUCAAAGUUCAUAUUGUGUUCAUAUGGAUUGUUUUAAUUGGGUUAAAAGAGAUAGUUAUUUACCACAAGGUAGUCAAGGGUUAAAAGCAGUAACGAAAGUAAAAUUAGGAUAUAACCCAAUUGAGUUAGAUCCAGAGUUAAUGACGAGAUAUGCUAUUGAAAAACCUCAGGUCCUUGCUCAAUACUCUGUUUCAGAUGCUAUCUCAACUUAUUACUUGUAUAUGAAAUACGUUCAUCCUUUUAUAUUUUCUCUUUGUAACAUUAUUCCUUUAAAUCCUGGUGACGUUUUAUCCAAAGGAACAGGAACAUUAUGUGAAAUGCUUUUAAUGGUUCAAGCAUUUAAAAAGAAUAUUAUUUUGCCUAAUAAGCAUGUUAAUUCUUAUGAUAAACAUUUUGAAGGACAUCUUUUGGAAAAUGAGACAUAUGUUGGUGGUCAUGUUGAAAGCCUUGAAGUAGGUGUUUUUCGAAAUGAUAUACUAGAGAAAUUUAAUGUUGAUUCGAAUACUAUUGAAAAGCUUAUAAAUGAACUCGACCCUGCUCUUAAAUUUAGUAUUGAGGUAGAAGCUAAAAAAAAAGUUUCAGAUAUUCUUAAUUAUGAUGAGAUAAAACAGCAAAUAAUUUUACAACUUGAUGAUUUCAAAAAAAACACUUUUAGGACAGAAUAUCCUAAAAUUUACCAUUUAGAUGUUGCGUCAAUGUAUCCUAAUAUUAUGAUUACAAACAGACUUCAGCCUGAUUCUAUGAUUGAUGAAUCUAUAUGUGCUACUUGCGAUUUUAAUAAAUCUGGGAAAACUUGUGAUAGAAAAAUGACUUGGUCCUGGCAUGGUGAUUUUUUCCCGGCUAAACGUGAUGAAUAUAAUAUGAUUAAGCAUGCUUUGCGAAAUGAAACUUUCCCGACAAAAGUCCGUGGUAUUUUAAAAAGUUUUGAUGAAUUGUCUGCUUCAGAACAAUCUUCUAUUAUUCAAAAACGAUUAACAGAAUAUUGCAAAAGAGUUUAUGGCAAGAUUCGUUAUUCUAAAGUUGUGGAGCGAGAGACUAUAGUAUGCCAAAGAGAGAAUCCAUUUUAUGUUGAUACAGUUAAAAGUUUUCGUGAUAGACGAUAUGAAUUUAAAGGUUUACAAAAACAAUGGAAACAACGUCUUGAUAGUAUACCUUUAUCAGAUCUUUCACGAAUUGAUGAAGCUCGAAAAAUGGUUGUAUUAUAUGAUUCGCUUCAGCUUGCUCAUAAAGUAAUAUUAAAUUCGUUUUAUGGUUAUGUUAUGCGAAAAGGCUCUCGUUGGUAUUCUAUGGAAAUGGCUGGAGUUACAUGUUUAACAGGAGCCAAAAUUAUUCAGACUGCUCGGCAAUUAAUUGAAAAAGUGGGACGUCCUCUUGAACUUGACACUGAUGGUAUUUGGUGUAUUCUGCCGUCAACAUUCCCUCAAAACUAUACUUUUAAUUUCAUAGAUGGCAAAACUCUUUCUAUAUCUUAUCCAUGUGUUAUUUUAAAUUAUCUGAUUCAUUCGCAAUUUACUAAUCAUCAGUAUCAUAACCUUGUAGAUCCUCUUCGAUAUAAAUAUGAAAUUCACUCUGAGAAUAGUAUUUUUUUUGAAAUAGAUGGUCCUUAUAGAGCUAUGAUAUUACCUGCGUCUAUAGAAGAGGAUAAAACAAUUAAAAAAAAAUAUGCAGUAUUUAAUAAUGAUGAGACAUUUGCUGAGCUUAAAGGAUUUGAAGUCAAGCGUAGAGGAGAAUUGAAAUUAAUUAAGAUUUUUCAAUCACAAGUUUUUAAAAUGUUUUUAGAAGGAACUAGUUUAGAAGAGUGUUAUGCUGCUGUUGCAGCAGUUGCAAAUAAAUGGCUUGAUAUUUUAUAUACUAAAGGUGUAACAUUGGCCGACGAAGAGUUAAUUGAAUUGAUUUCUGAAAACAGAAGCAUGUCAAAAACAUUAGAAGAGUAUGGAUCACAGAAAUCAACAUCUAUAUUUACGGCAAGACGCUUAGCAGAAUUUUUAGGUGAUCAAAUUAUUAAAGAUCGUGGUUUGGCGUGUAAAUUUAUUAUAUCUUCUAGACCUAAAGAUGCAUCUAUUGUGGAAAGAGCUAUUCCAGUUGCUAUAUUUUCUGCUGAUGAAAAUGUAAAAAAGCAUUUUUUAAGAAAGUGGCUUCAUGAUAACAAUCUUUCUGACUAUGAUAUUCGAACAAUUCUUGAUUGGAAUUAUUAUUUAAAACGUUUUAGUUCUGUUAUACAAAAACUUGUAACUAUCCCUGCUGCAAUGCAAAUGGUACCAAAUCCUGUUCCUCGUGUAGCUCACCCUGAUUGGCUUCAAAAACGACAUUCCGCUAAGUUUAGUGGACUUAAACAACAUUCUAUUACAGAAAGUUUCAAGGAACUUCCCAAGAUUAUGGAAGAUAUUACAAAUACUAAUAAAAGAUCUUUUGCUGAUAUAGAAGAAUUUCCUUUUCAAAAAUCUACUAAAACUAUUUUUAAAACUUCUGAUAGUAUAGAAGGAAUUGAUGAAAAUGAAAGUGAUGAUAUUUUUUCUACAUUAGAGCCACCAACUGUAGCAAUUGAUCAAGAUUAUAAAUUAUGGCUUCAAUAUCAAAAACGUAAAUGGAAAAUACAAAAACAAUCCAGAGAUAGACGCCGUUAUUUAUUUGGCCCUAACAUUGAUAUAAACAACAGUCUUUCGAGCUUCUUUCAUAAUAAAGCUAUUUAUACUUAUACAAAAACAUGGGAAAUUUUAGAAUUUCGCCAAACAGAUAUUCCAGGAGAACUUCGAGUUUGGGUAUUAAUUAAUAAUAUAUUACAUAGUAUCAAGUUAAUUAUUCCUCGAAUUAUAUAUAUUAAUUUUAAAUCUGCUGAUUUUCCAGAAUUUAAGUUAGAAGGUUGUGAUGUUGAAAAAGUUUCAAAGGUAUUGCCAAAUGGAAAACAGCCUCAGUAUCUUUUUGAGCUUAGAAUCUCGGAAUAUAUUUAUAAUAAUGAACAGAAACUAUUUUUAAAUUUUUUCAAUCAUCCUAGCAUUGAUGGUGUUUUUGAAACUCAAAUAACUACAAAGGAGCGUGCAAUAUUACUGUUGGGAGCAGUAUGUGAAUUUAAAAGUACUACUCAGGGUAGCUUGAAAAAGGCAUUGGAAAAAGGGUUUGAUUUAGAAAUGCUGGAAAAAUCAAAUAAAAAUAUUUCAUAUUUGGACAAAUCUAAAUUGAAUUUUAUAUUUGUGAGCUUUCUUUUUGCUGGGAAUAGGAAAAUUCUUUCUGUAUUUUAUUCAAAUAAACAUAUAGCUAACAUAUUUGUUAUGGAUAAUUCUCGAGAAACUUCAGCGUUUCCAAAUUUUGAGAAACUUUAUUCAGAAUUAUUGUCUAAUUGGAAAUCUCAAGACUUGUUUAACGAUUCGGCAUUUGAAUUUAGUGAUUCUAUUACAUUUAAGAUCCUUGUAUUGAAAAAUGAGAAAAAAUUAUAUAAAUCUUUUUCUACUUGUUUAAGAGAAUAUCAAACGGAAAGGCAUGGACCAACUAUUGUAGUUCAUACUUUAAAACAUGAUCAAUUAUCUCAAUCAUUUCCUAUUUUACUUGAUUUUCCUCUUAUGAAGUUUCCUCAAGAUGAUAAUAAUGUUCCAUCUCUAGGGUGGCAGACUUAUCUUGGAAAAACUCUGAUAACAUCAUUCUUGCAUUUGUCUGUUUUUAUUUCAUAUAGGAUUAGGCUUUCUAGAUACAGUAAUAUACCUCUUUGUGAAAUGUUAGAAGAUGAUUCAAAAUUUGUUAUUGAUAUUACAUUUGCAAGAUGUCUUAUAAAAAAUAAUUACUUAUUAUGGUGGUCAAAAUCUUCUGUUCCGGAUUAUGGAGGAUAUGAGAAAGAUUGGAUGCCGUAUACACAAGGAAUGGACAUACCUCUCGUCAACAAUCCGGGGUCUUAUGAUAAUGUUUGUAUUGAACUUGAUAUUAAAAGUCUUACUAUUUCUGCUAUUUUAAAUUUUGCUUUAGUUAAUGCAAUAGAUUCUGUUUCAGAGCAAGCAUUUGAUGAAUUUUCUGUUUUGGACAAUGAUAUUCAUAAUGAUUUUGAAAAUUUUGUUGAUGGUAAUUCUUCCUGUUCUGUUAUGGUUGUUUUGAAAUCAUUGGUUAAACAUUUGUGGUCUGAAGCAAAUAUGGGCAAUACAAAUGCUGAUUUAAUGGUACAGCAUUUUAUACGUUGGGUUUCUAGUUCAGAUUCAUUCUUGUAUGAUAUAUCGCUUCAUGCUUAUGUUCAAAAAAUAUUAAAAAAGGCGUUUCUUAAUUUACUUUCUGAUUUAAAAAGAGCUGGCUCAAAAAUUGUAUUUGCUAACACUUUUCGUAUUCUUAUACAAACUAGUAAAAAAAACGUGGAAAAUGCAUAUGCUUAUGGAUUAUAUAUUAUAAAAACAAUUAGAGGCAAGCCUCUUUUUCAUUUUUUGGAUAUUAAUAUUAAAGAAUAUUGGGAUUAUCUUCUUUGGAUGGAUGAUGCUAAUUAUGGGGGGAAAGCAUGUUCAGAAAUAAAAAAAGAACAAAAUAUGGAUACAAUAUUGCACUGGCAUAUCGCUAAUUUUCUUCCAAAAAUUCUUAAAGAUGAAUUUAAAGCUUGGGUAACAGAAUUUAUCUCAUUUAUGUAUAAAUCGAAAUUAUCUGCAUUAGAAGGAUUUUCUACUCAACAUCAAUCUCAGGACAAUAUAAGUAAUUCUCAAACAUCAGAAACUUUAAGCGAAAAUACUAUUUUAGACGAGAUUGCCAAACCUCUGAUUAAACGUACCUCUCAAUUAUUUCAUUUGCAAACCAAUUCUUUCAAAAAUGGUGAAUUAAAUGCAGAAUUUCAAGUACCUAUUUUGCCUGGAUCGCAUUUGGAAAUUAAUAACCCUAUAUUGCUAUUUAUAAAAUGCAUCUGUGCUGUUUUUGAAUUAGUAAAAGAUUUUUCCUUGGACGUAAGAAUGUUACGAAGAGAUUUACUAAAAAUACUCGACAUUAGUGAGUUUAGUGCAGAAUCUAUCUUCCAAAAUCCUAGUCGUUCAUAUGUGCUUCCUGUUAUAUGUCAAAGUUGUGGUUUCUCUCGAAAUAUGGAUUUUUGUAGAGAUAAUGAUUUUUUAACAGAUCAAUCAAAUAAAAAAGUACCGAUUCUAAGAUGCACUCUCUGUCUUACUGAAUAUAACAAACUUGCUAUUGAAGAGGUUUUAAUUGAAAAAGUUCAACAUAUGAUAAAAAUCUAUCAAACACAGGAUUUACGUUGUAAACGCUGCAAAAAAAUGAAAGAAACUAAUAUACAGGAGUAUUGCACUUGUUCUGGAAAUUGGACCUCUACUUUUGAUCAUUGUCAAGGCAUUUUCAACUUAUUUAAUAACAUAGCAAUUUUUUGUGAAUUUAAAAUGCUAGAAGAGAUUCUUCAAAUAUUUAUAUAAAUCAUUCUCUUGGUUCUAGAUUCAUAGAAAUACUUGUGUAUAAUUA
Pneumocystis carinii B80 is the source of this 6621-nucleotide messenger RNA. RefSeq lists its product as hypothetical. The transcript is spliced from 11 exons. The record is from RefSeq and is a predicted model, not a curated record. Lineage: Eukaryota; Fungi; Ascomycota; Pneumocystomycetes; Pneumocystales; Pneumocystaceae. Gene Ontology annotation, cellular component: epsilon DNA polymerase complex; nucleus. The coding region runs from base 45 to 6575 and encodes 2176 amino acids. Gene Ontology annotation, molecular function: single-stranded DNA 3'-5' DNA exonuclease activity; nucleotide binding; DNA binding. Gene Ontology annotation, biological process: DNA replication proofreading; mitotic cell cycle; leading strand elongation.